UGCCUGGCACUGAGGGCACAGACACCCGAGCCUAAACUCUGGGCUUCCGGACCGAUACUCGGCACCCGCAGUCACAACCACAGCUCCAUGGGCGCAGACAUCCUGGCAGCGUCACCGGGGCUCCGGGUACCCCUGGGACGCUCCGUGUGGCUGGACCCAGCCCGGAACCUGGUGAUCCGUGUGCAGCCGGGGGACAGGUGCAUGGUAAUGGUACUGGGUAAGGACGGAGGCAGAGUGGCUGCGGUCUCCCCACCGGCGGGCUUGCUCUCCCCAGCCAGCUUUCCGUGCGCCUUCGGCCCAGCGCAAGUUCGCUACACUCACUUUGGCGCCCGCAGCCCAGCACAGCAACAGCUCCGACUGCAGCUGCGCUACGAUUCCCAGAGUCAGACCCUCGUGCUGCCUUUCACAAUGCCCGUGGACGUAGACUUCAGUCAGUCUGAGGUGGUCACCCGCAACCUGCCCUUGACUGUGGAAAAGCUGCGGGGCUUCAGUAACGCCAUUGACCAAACGGUGCUGAACUUCUCCACUGCUUCCUCCCUAAAUGGGGUCCCUCUGACAUGCCGUCUCACCCCACUUCCCCGAGAAACUGGCGCUUUUCCCAGGUAUGGAAGGUUGGUAGGACCCUCAGGUGCCCCGCUGCCCCCAGGGAGGAGAAUGGAUUGUCAGGCGUUCUUGACUGCCGGGGUAUCCUACCAGCACAUGACCAACCCCUCAUCACCCAAUAGGGACUACGUGCCCUUCUUGGUGGAGAUCGUAGGGCCAGAAGAGGAAGGGGACAUUAAACUAUCCAGGAUCCUGGUCCAGGAGCACUUCCAGAUGCUGGUGAAAAUUCAAGAAGGAACAGAGAACUCUCCACCCAGGCCUAGUUUUGGAGCCAUGAUGAUGAUGGAGGUGGAUCAGUUUGUACUGACAGCUCUGACUCUGGAAUCACUAGCAGCUGAGGACUUGGAAUCCAGUCCAGACGACUUGGUCUUUAACAUCCUUAACUUCUCUCCAGCACUUCCUGAGUCCCAUGGGCAGCAAGGCUACUUCAUCAAUACAGAUAAUCCCCUGGGACAACCAAUAACCUCAUUUACUCAACAGGACCUGAGAGAGCUGAAGAUUGCCUAUCAGCCCCCUACUGAUGAUUCCAACCAAGAGCGCCUUUUCCAGCUGGAGUUGGAGGUAGUGGAUGUGGAUGGGGCUGCCUCUGGCCCAUUUGCCUUCAUGGUUGUAGUGAAACCCAUGAACACACUGGCCCCUGUGGCCUCUCGGAACCAAGGACUAUUACUGUUUGAAGGUCAGUCUCGGCCUCUGUCCAGUGCUCAGAGUUUGGAGAUCAGUGAUGAAGACAACCUGGAAGAGGUAAGGGUGACCAUAGUAAAAGGUUUGAGGCAUGGGCAGCUAGUGGUUCUUGGAGCACCUACAGAGCGCAAAUAUUUCACAUCUGCAGACCUGGCUGCAGAGCGAGUGAUUUACCAGCAUGAUGGCAGUGACACCUAUAAUGACAACAUCAUUUUCCGCAUGGGUGAUGGGCAGCAUGAUGUAGAGUUCUUCUUUUCCAUCACAAUUGCCCCUGAAGAUGAUGAGCCCCCAGUUGUCAAUACCAAUACUGGGCUCUCCUUGGCUGAGGGUGAAGUGGUCCAGAUUUCUCACUUUGAACUUAGUGCCACAGACAUUGAUUCUGAAGACUCAACCAUUCGCUUUGUACUAAAGAGGCCAGCCCUAGAGAAUGAAGAGAAAGAAAGAGGGUGGGACUUGGCCCCUACUUCCACCCUUACAAUGCAGCACCUUGGAGAGGUCUUAUUGCGUCAAAGUAAACCCCCAUCACCUUUGAUGGGCAAAGGAGGGAAAGGCUGGACAUUUGUGGAAAAAAAGGGACUCUAUGAAAAGGUGGUGACUGAGUGGCUACAGCAAGACAUACUAGAUGGGAGGCUCUUUUACCGCCAUCUUGGACCCCACCAUCCUAGCUCCAUGUUAGACCAACUGGUGUUCCAUGUGCAGGAUGACCAUGAUCCACCCAACCAAUCAGGUCAGCACUUCUUCACCAUCAUGGUCCAGCCAGUGGAUGUUCUGAGCCCAAAGUUGUACUCAGGAGUGAGCUUAGAGAUGAUUGUGAAAGGAUACCAGCUGACACCUUUCCAAAAGGAAUUCCUCUGCUAUACUGAUAUGGAUUCUGAUGACUGGCAUUUGCGAUAUAUGAUCUUGACUCCCCCUACAGAUGUAGAUAAUAAUCACCCUGUCCCAGCUGGGGAAAUUGUGCUUAUGGAUGCCCCAACGAUACCUAUUACACAGUUCACCCAGGCCCAGGUGAACCACCAUAAGGUGGCCUAUCAGCCUCCCCAGCAAGAAGUAGGCAUUGUUCCUCGAGUUGUCCAAUUCACAUACCAUGUGGUGGAUUCUGCAGGUAACUCUGUGCCAGGUACUUUCAAUUUGUUCCUGCAGCCUGUGAACAACCAACCUCCAGAAGUUAUUAACAGUGGCUUCACUGUAAAAGAGGGGAAGAACUUUAUCCUGACCAGCAGGGAACUAGGUGUUAUAGACCCAGACACAGAUGCUGACAAAAUUGUGUUCACUUUAGUCCAGGGCCCCCAACAUGGUCAUCUCCUUUACUUAGAAGGAGUGAUGGCCUUAGGGACUUAUUUUAUGAGUGAUGAUAUUGUUAAUGGGCAUGUUUCCUAUCAACAUGGUGGUGGAGAGACCACCAAUGAUGCCUUCCAGUUGGUUGUAAGUGAUAGAGUCCACCAAGUACCCAUUACUGUCCGAGUUACUAUAAAGACUGUUGAGGAUGGGAUCACCAUUCCUGGAGGUGGCUGGGUGGGUACUUCCAUUGAAGUCCUAGAGAACGGUGCCACAAAGAUGACCACAGGUAUAAUCCAGGGUAAAGAUAAGGACACAGAUAUCAUGUUAACCUUCUUGGUAGAGAAGCCUCCAAAGUUGGGCAUUAUACUAGUUAAUGGGUUGCCCACAGAACAGUUCACCCAAGGAGAUCUCAUCAAUGGGGCAGUAGCUUAUGCCCACACUGGGGGUGAGAUUGGCAUGCAGAAACAGCAUGAUUCCUUCAACCUUACAAUAUCUAACCACUCUGAUCUCUGGGUGACUGAGGGCAAAAUAGUGGAGGGUGUACAAGUACAGGUGACUGUGUUACCCAUAGAUAGUGUGCCUCCUGAAAUGAAGGUGGGGGAGCUAUUUAGUGUCCCUGAGGGUGGGAAAAGCACCUUGACACUGAGACAUUUAGAUGCUAAGGAUAUAGACACACCCCAUAAUGAUGUCUUGUGUACUAUCAUUGGCCAGCCCUCAUUUGGUUACCUGGAAAACAUCUCUCCAGCCCCUGGCUCAGAGAAAUCCCAGGCUGGCAGCCCUAUCAGUGCCUUUACCAUCAAGGAUAUAUGUCAAGGGUACAUCAAUUUUGUCCAAAGUAUUCACAAAGGGGUAGAACCAAGGGAGGAUCAGGCCACUUUUCAUUGCUCUGAUGGUAUCAACUUCUCCCCCAACCACAUUUUCCCUAUCAUCAUCCUGCCCACCAAUGAUGAACAACCAGAACUUUUCACCCAUGAGUUUGUGGUGCUGGAAGGAAUGAGUCUAGUUAUAGACACUCCUCUACUCAAUACUGCUGAUGCAGACCUGCCACCAGAUAAGCUACAAUUUCAGAUCACAGUCCUUCCCCAAAAUGGACAAAUUGUGCAGCAAUUGGCCACUGGAAGCCAACCUGUCCAUAGCUUCACCCUGGAGGAGAUUCAAGAGGCCUCCACCAUUGUAUAUGAACAUGAUGACUCAGAGACUACAGAGGACAGUUUUGAGGUUUGGGUGACUGAUGGGAAACACAUGAUCCAUAGGAAGAUACCAAUCACAGUGAUCUUGGUAGAUGAUGAGACCCCAAGGCUAAUCAUCAAUGAUGGACUGGAAGUAGACAUUGGACAGACCAAAGUCAUCACCAACCAGGUCCUAAAGGCCACAGACCUUGACUCAAAUGAUAAGGACCUUGCUUACAUUCUUCGGUCAGGGCCAAGACAAGGACUCCUACAGAAGCUCUUUGAGCCUAGAGGGAGGGUGGGGAGCAACCUUACUUUGGGUAUGAACUUCACACAGUCUGAAAUUGACCAGGGUUUAAUCUGUUAUAGCCACAAAGGACUAGAAGGGAUCCAGGACAUAAUCAGAUUUGAUGUGACUGAUGGAAUUAAUCCCUUGAUAGACAGGUCUUUCUAUGUCACCAUCAGUAGCACAGACAAGGUUUUUCCUGAGGUGAUUAAUAAAGGAGUGACCCUGAAGGAAGGUGCCAGAGUGAUCCUCACCACUGACCUUCUCAGCACUAGUGACAUCAAUAGCCCUGAUGAACAAUUACAUUUCAGCAUCACCAGAGCCCCAACCCGAGGCCACCUGGAAAGUUCUGACCUACCUGAGGAACCUAUCAGUUCUUUUACCCAGCUACAACUGGCUGGCAACAAAAUCUCCUAUGUCCACACUGCAGAAGAUGAGAUAAAGAUGGACAGCUUUGAGUUCAAGGUUUCCGAUGGCCACAAUUCUAUAUUCCGAACCUUUUGUGUCUCUAUCACUGAUGUGGAUAAUAAGAAGCCUAUCUUAACCAUUCACCACUUGUUAGUAUGUGAAGGGGAGAAAAAGCUGAUAACUCCAUUUGAACUGUCAGCUGAGGACCAGGACAGCCCAGAUGGCCUUCUACGCUUUACCAUCACCCACUUCCCCAUCCAUGGGCAAAUUCUGUAUAAUAGCAGCCAGCCCAUCACCAAUUUCACCAAACAAGACCUGAAUGAGAAUUUGAUCAGCUAUCAGCAUGAUGGCACUGAGACCACUGAGGACAGUUUCUCUUUCAUUGUGACAGAUGGCACACAUACAGAUUUCUACAUCUUCCCAGACACAGUCCUGGCAACACACAAGCCCCAGGUGAUGAAAAUCCAGAUUAGCUCCUUGGAUGAUGGAGUACCCCAGAUUGUGGUCAACAAAGGUGCCCCAGCUUUGAGGCUUCUUCAGACUGGCCACUUGGGCUUCCUGAUCACCAGUAAAUCUCUAAAAGCAAAAGAUCAAGACAGUCUUCAUAAACUUCUAAAGUAUACAGUCAUCAGUGGACCAAAACAUGGCAGCCUUAUCCACCUUGGCCUUGGAAACAGAAACAUUAAGAUGUUUACACAAGCUGAUAUUGAUGAGAUGAAGAUUGGCUAUGUCUUGAAAGAGGGCAGCAAUGCAACUAGUGACAUUUUCUAUUUCUCUGUUGAAGAUACUGGAGGAAAUAAGCUAAGGAGUCAAUCUUUCCAUCUAAACUGGGCUUGGAUUUCUCUAGAGAAAGAGCACUACAUCAUUGACGAAGACUCCAAGUUCUUAGAAGUAACCCUCAAGCGCAGAGGAUACCUAGGAGAGACAUCCUUCAUUAAAUCAACAGUUUAUAUUCCAGAGCCAGAAUACAGAAUAGAAGAGAACAUUGGGGAAUUCUUGAUUCCUAUAAGGCGGUCUGGAGAUAUAAGCCAAGAACUCAUGGUAUUUUGCUCUACACAUCAAGGUACUGCUUCAGGCACAAUUCCUUCCACUGUCUUAUCUUACUCUGACUACAUCUCCCGCCCUGAGGACCACACUAGCAUCCUCCUUUUUGAUAAGAACAAAACUGAGGAAACAUGCCGAGUUUUAAUUAUUGAUGAUUCCCUUUAUGAAGAAGAGGAGACCUUCACUGUAAUGCUGAGCAUGCCAAUGGGUGGCCAAGUUGGUAUCAGCUAUCCCAGCACCAAAGUUGUUAUCCUGAAAGAUGUUGAUGAUGAACCUGUUCUGUAUUUUGAGAACACCGAAUAUCAUAUUGAUGAAAGUGCUGGUUCUAUAGAAAUUGGUGUAUGGAGAAAGGGGACUGACCUUUCCAAACCAUCCACAGUCACCAUUCAAACCAGGAAGACAGAGCCAAUGUCAGCAGAAGCUGGCAUGGAUUAUGUUGGUGUGAGCCAAAGCCUCGACUUUGUCCCCGGAGUAAACAUGAAGACUUUCCGUGUGACUAUUCUGGAUGACCUGGGACAACCUGCCUUGGAGGGCCCAGAGAAGUUUGAAUUAGUUCUCCGAAUGCCCAUGGGCUCAGUGAUUGGUGAACCAAGCAAGGCUACCAUUAUCAUCGAUGACACUAUCACAGAUUUACCCAAGGUUCAAUUCAAGAAACCCUCUUACACGGGAAAUGAAAAAGAUGGACAGGUCAGAGCUGUCAUCUACCGCAAUGGAGACAUUAGCCACAGCUCCACAGUACGCUGCUAUACACGCCAGGGUUCUGCCCAGGUGGCUGUGGAUUACAAGGAAAGACCUAAUACAGAUGACUCCAUUGUCACUUUUCUCCCAGGAGAGACAGAGAAAGGCUGUGUGGUGACCUUAGAGAAUGAUUCCAUUUAUGAAGAAGAUGAAGACUUCAGGCUUAUACUUGGCACCCCAAAAAGCAGUUCUGUCUUUGGUGCCUUGGUUGGAGAGCAAAAAGAGGUGCUGAUAAGGGUGAAGGAUGAGGAAGACAAGCCAGUGAUCAAGUUUUCCAAAGUCAAGUACACUGUCCAGGAGCCUCAGCACCCUAGGAAGACUGCUGUGCUACGAAUCCCAGUGGUACGCCUAGGGGACACUUCCAAAGUAUCCAUAGUGAGGAUCCACACAAAGGAUGGCUCUGCAACUUCCGGGGAAGACUACAACCCUGUGUCAGAAGAUAUUGAGUUCAAGGAAGGAGAAGCUAAACAUUUUGUAGAAAUUGAAGUCUUAUAUGAUGGCAUAAAAGAAAUGAGAGAAGCAUUGACAGUUCACCUGAAGCCAGAUGAAAAUAUGGUGGCUGAGAUACAGAUAAAUAAAGCCAUCGUGUACAUUGAAGAAAUGGACAGCCUUGCUGAUGUCACCUUUCCAGCUGUUCCCCAAGUGGUGUCACUCCUCAUGUAUGAUGACACAUCUGCUACCAUAGAGAAAUCCAGUCCCCCAACUGGCUACCCUGUUGUGUGUGUGACGGCCUGCAACCCCAAAUAUUUGGACUAUGACAAGACAGGCUCCAUUUGCACCACAGAAAACAUCAAUGACACUCUGACUCUGUACCGGUGGCUAGUGGGUGCUCCAACCAGCAACAAUGGAGUCACCAGUCUCAUGCAGGAAGUAAACGCCAACACAUUCUUCACCAACACCAAAUCCAUUGCCCUUGACUCUCUCUACUUCCAAGCUGGGUCGAGGGUCCAGUGUGCCGCACGGGCUGUGAGUAUGAGUGGUGAUGUGGGGCUGGAGCUUCUGAGUUCCAUCAUCACGAUCAGCCAAGAUGAUGGCUUCUGUCAGCCAUAUAUGCCUGGAACCGUAGGAGCCAAACCCUUCUCAGCCAAGAUUCACUACACUGGACCAGAUGAUCCUGACUACCCUAACCUGAUCAAGCUCACUGUGAUGAUGCCUCACCUGGAUGGAAUGCUGCCAGUCAUCUCCACUCAGCCUUUGUCCAACUUUGAGCUGACGCUAAGCCCUGAUGCAACUCGAGUGGGCAACCACAAGUGUUCCAACCUUCUGGAUUCCAGUGAGAUCCAGACCAAGCAUGGUUUCAUCACCAACUAUAGCAGGAGAGCAGAUGGAAUCCGUGAGGCACUACCCUACCAGGACGAUACCUCUCUGAGGUCUGCCCAGACCCUGCGCUUUUACCACAACCUGAAUCUUGAUGCCUGCCUCUGGGAAUUCAACAGCUACUAUGACAUGUCCGAACUACUAACAGCCUGCGGUGGCUCUGUUAGCACUGAUGGCCAGGUAUUAAACCUAGUGCAGUCCUACGUCACCCUGCGUGUGCCCCUCUUUGUCUCCUAUGUCUUUCAUUCUCCAGAAGCAACUGGGGGCUGGAAGCAUUUUGACUUACAGUCUGAGCUGAGGCUUACCUUUGUGUAUGACACCUCCAUAUUGUGGAAAGAAGGUAUUGGCAGCCUUCCAGAAUCAGAGCUUCAGGGAACUCUUCAUCCAAUCAGUAUGCGAAUCAAUGAGGAAGGACGGCUGGUGGUUAACUUCCAAACGAAGAUCCACUUCCAAGGACAACUUGUAAUGUCUCACCCAGGAACCGCUCUGUCAUCCAUGGUGAUGUCUGUGGACCAUCCUGGUCUCACCUUCACCCUGAGCCUCCUGAGGAGUGAGCCAACCUUCCACCAGCCAGAGCAGCGGUGGACUUUUGUCUCUGGCUUUGCUAUUCGAGACUACUCGGGGACAUACACUAUCAAGCUUCUCCCAUGUGUGGCUGCCCCACAACAAAAAUAUUCUCUUCCUAUGAUAUGUCACCCCUGGGAGCCGCUCACUUUUGACCUUGUCAUCAGGUUCCAACAGGUCAGCGACCCAGUAGCAACCGAAUUCAGUCUAAAUACUCGAAUGUUCCUCCUCUCCAAAAAGGAGCUCUGGAUAUCCAAUGACUCCAUGGACUUUGGGGAAGGAUCUGAUGUAGCCUUUCCUGAAGGCUCAACGAUCUAUGGUCGAGUUAUGGUGGACCCUGUUCAGAAUCUUGGGGACGCUUUCACUUGUAACAUUGAGCAAGUCUUCCUGUGCACAGGUGUUGAUGGCUACGUACCCAAGUACAGCCCAGAACAUAAAGCCUAUGGAUGUCUGGCUGACUCAUCCUCUCUCCUGUACAGAUUCAAGAUACUGGAUAGAGCUCAGCCAGAGACACAGGCCAGGAGAUUUCAAAACGUGUCAUUCGAUGCUCAUUUAGCCACUGACCAAGUGGAUGCACUUCCUUUGGUGAAACAGCCAGGAUCUGAUGGUUUCAGCCUGUCCUCAGCAGCCCUCUUCCAGGUGGCUGCUAGCAGAGAGUGGUAUCUCCACGCCGUUUAUACUGUCCGGUCGAGAGAAAAUGCAAAGAAAAGUAUUGGGAAGAGGAGCACAGACCACAUGCCUGCCCGGGCCAGGGGCCCCAGCACGGCUCUUUCUCUGAAUCGCAGUCAAAGAGCUGCCUCGGAUGCCCCAACCCUGGCUCAAGACAUCGGUGCAGAUGACAGCAGGGGCACCAACAUUCAGCACGUGGUCCUGGUCCGGUCCGUCGCGGCUGUGUUCAGCCACAAAGACUCUCUGCCACCAGGGACACAAGGCCAGCAGCCAGAGUUAGAAAUGGCAGAGGCGAAGAUGCAGAGUGGUGCUGGGCCCAUAUUAGGGGCAGGAUGUAGCCUGUUGCUGCUGAGCUGCAUCGCCCUAGUUGCUGUGUUUCUCCUGAGACACAGGAAAAGAGGGCCUUUAGGGAAGGAUGCCCCAAGCAACAGGAAAACCCCAACCAGCCAGCACAGCUCUUCAGAGGUUUAGUGUUGGCUUCAGUAGCCAAGUCAGAGGUGCUCCUGCUCUUUACUAGUUCAUGUCGACCACAGAAACUAUCUUCAGAACACAAACUGAAAUUGGGGCUCCUGGCUCAAUGCUGGAAUAGCCUUGUUAUUCUGACAUCCCAAAUCUAUAUAUACUACUUGUGCAUAUGUUAUGUGUAUGCAUUUAUAUGUGUGUGAGUGGAUCUGUGAUGCACCCACACACACACCUAUCUCCAGAGGGUGAGGUGUUACAUUGGUUCCAAGAUUUUAGUUACAAGUGGCUGUCCUGGGAGUAGGUAAGUAGGUAGCAGUGGACAGUGCUGAGCUUCGGGUUCAGAAGGCCUGACUUCAAAUCCUGCCUCCAUCGCUCAUCCUGGGCCAGUUACUUAAUAUUUCUCAGCCUUAGUUCCCUAACCUGUAGAAUAGGCAUAAUAUCACCUGCUUCAUAGCAUGGUUGUAAAGAUAAAACUGUAAUCUCUUUGCCAACCUUUAAGGUCUAAGUGCUGAUAUUAUUAUUAUAAGGUGCUGAUAGAAGACAACAACUGGGGGUGUUCGCCUUGCUUGGUGAUGUGGGUAGGUUUUUUAUACAUUUUAGGAUUCAAGGAGCAUUCAUUGACGGCCUCUUAAAUUCUUGGUACUGGAGAUAAAAAGACAAAAAGUUGUGGCUAUCAAGAAAAUUACUUGCUGGGAGGAGGCAAAGAGGAGAGAGAGAUAGGGCUGAGUAAAAGUGUAAACACAAAAUGUAGAGUAAAUCUGAAGCAAUGUCAAGGGAGAAAGACAUCAGGAAAGAAAUGGGGGAGCAGGCACCUGUACUAUGCUAUAAAGCUAUUCUCCUCUCUCCCACUUCCACCACCCCAUUUUCUCCCCCUUCCCCUCUCUCCCCCUCUCCUCUCUCCAAUCUCUAUCCCCUCUCUCUCUCUCUUCUCUUCCCCUCCUCUCUUCUCUGUCUCUGUCACUCUCUCCCCCAAGUUUAUGUAUAUUUAUCUCCAAUGUUUAGCACAGUGCCUGGCACAUAGCAGGUGAUUAACAUAUUCUUGUGGAUGGAUACAAAUCCAUCUCAUUGCUCCCAGGUAACUCAUCAAGAUUUAAAGUUAUGGUAAGGUGCUCGUCUGCAAUGGGGAAGGGAGUCUUCAUGUUGGGUGAUCCCUACUUUUAUGACAUUCCAGAUCUAGAAAUAUUACUUAUUUACACCAUUCUUAUACUGAGAUCUUUUGUGUUACACAUAGGGCAGAUUUGUAAACAUUUACCAUUGGAAAAAAGGCUAGAAUCACACACACAAUUUACAUAAACACUCAAAUUCCUAAAAUCAAGGAAAGCGAGUAUUUUGGUUUCCAAGAGUGAAAAUACUGUUUUGAAAGAUGAUCUUGUCAAACUUUCAAGAGGAAAUAGUGGUAAUUGAAUCCAAUACAUCAUAUGUUGUACCAAGUAUGAAAAAUGCUCAUUGUAAAAUUCAAAUAAAUACACAAUUCACCUA
This is a messenger RNA of Monodelphis domestica (gray short-tailed opossum), 10698 nucleotides long. RefSeq names its product FRAS1 related extracellular matrix 3 (gene FREM3). NCBI's taxonomy places the organism in Eukaryota, Metazoa, Chordata, Mammalia, Didelphimorphia, Didelphidae. The record is from RefSeq and is a predicted model, not a curated record. Gene Ontology annotation, cellular component: membrane. Gene Ontology annotation, biological process: cell communication; anatomical structure morphogenesis.